AUGGGCAGAAGUAAUCCAAUGAAUAUGGGAAGUUUACGAAAUGCUCCGGAUUAUCCUGCAACCUCCUUGAUGGAACUCUCUGGCGUAGAGAAUCUUUCCGAAAACGAGACAACGCCCCUGCUGCCCCCGUGGCUUUCGCGAUGGCGGCGCCGCCAGCUGGAGUGCAUGGCGCGCAUGAAUGGCUCGCAGACGGCGGCCCCGAUGACAAGUGACGGCGGUGGGGGCGGGGAAGGGAGCGCGCGCUGUCCGGUGUCCUGGGACCAG
Molecule: messenger RNA, 264 nt
Organism: Gryllus bimaculatus (two-spotted cricket)
Lineage: Eukaryota; Metazoa; Arthropoda; Insecta; Orthoptera; Gryllidae
Source: the annotation of a GenBank genome assembly